Molecule: messenger RNA, 504 nt
Organism: Anthostomella pinea
Lineage: Eukaryota; Fungi; Ascomycota; Sordariomycetes; Xylariales; Xylariaceae
Source: the annotation of a GenBank genome assembly
AUGGGUAAGCCUCCAGCCAAGCGUAUGGAGAUGACGACGCCCCAAAGCCCAAUCGUCAGAUUAUUCCACCCCAGCCAGUACUUGCCUGUGCGAAAGCGACUCAUGAAGCACCUGAACACUCUCGAGGUCCUGCGUCUAUGCCAAACGAGCAAGGAGCUGCGAUCUCACCUCCAACUCGUCGAGUGGGACAUCAACAAAAAACUCAAGCCCUUUUUUGACGAUCCCAUCUCUUUCCGCAGCUGCCUUGGCCGUUGCGAUGCCUUGAUCUUCGGGGAUUUCGCGCUACAGUUCCUGGAGCGUGCCUACUGGGCAGAUUUCGACCUGGAAAGUAUUGUCCAGAACGGCAGCAAGCUUGAGGAGCUCGCCAAACAUGUCACGGAAGUCCAAGGAUUUACUUGGGAUGAGACUUACACGUUGGACGAUGAGAAGAACAUGUCGGACGAUGAGACGGCGAUGUCAAACAAUGGGUUCGAAGAGGUAGGCGUCAACCAGCAAUCACACUAA